This is a messenger RNA of Aspergillus piperis CBS 112811, 806 nucleotides long. RefSeq lists its product as uncharacterized. NCBI's taxonomy places the organism in Eukaryota, Fungi, Ascomycota, Eurotiomycetes, Eurotiales, Aspergillaceae. The record is from RefSeq and is a predicted model, not a curated record. Bases 90 to 575 code for a protein of 161 amino acids. The transcript has a single exon.
AGCAGUCCUCCGAGUUUCAAGCUGAAUCAUCUACUUAGUAUACACUACAACAGACUACUUCCUAAGCCCCCGUUCCAAUAAGACGAGGUAUGUAUGCAGGGAUUGACAAUCAUCCUCAGUCUCCCCUACCCUUUCAAAUCCACAAAGGAUCUCAAAGCACAGACCUCACUAUAUUUCCAUAUUUCAUUCCUGACAUCCUCCAGAAGAAAGACCUUCUACUUUCCACCAUUUUUGAACUUAUUGCUUUUAUUGGUGGUAACGAUCAGAUAGGGCUAUGUGGAUGGGGUUUUUCUGAGCAUCUUAGGUCAACUGCGGAGCCUCCAGGCUCCAGGUUACUUGAUCAACGGAGAGGGUUUUUUGGGACUCGUAUAUUUUCAUCUAUCCAUCCAAUAUGUACACAAAACUUCAGAAUGUGGCACGCAAUUCAGCGAGAAAUAAGGAGAUAUGAGGUGAGACAGGAAAACGGUAGAAGAAGUAAAAGCAAAAUAGCAUCUAGAUUCAUGUCUUUCCUCGUAAUCCGGGUACAUGUCGCUAGGUAUGUAUGGUUAGAGGCUAAGGGAAGCAGCAUAAGAUAAGAGGUAGAUGUGCUAGUGAGCUCAUCCGAUGUAGGGAAUAGACACAAAACACCGCUCAUGGAAGAUGUAUCCCGCAUCAGAUAGUUAAAUAGUGGAAGGGUGAAAGCGUAGUAUGAGUGGCAGAUGGGGUAUGGCAGCUUGAAUAAUCGAGGCGAACAGAAAAGAGGGGUAUCUAUUAAAAGCUGCUGCUGACCAUUGUGAGCAUCACCAUUGAUGUCUUUUCUAGCUAGU